GAAAAGUUUAAGAAAGAGGAAGGUACAGUAGGGAGCUGCUCCAGUGAAAAGUUUAAGAAAGAGGAAAGUACAGAGCUGCUCCAGUGCUGAUGGUGGUGUUGUGUCUCCUCAGCCAUGCAGUUCUGCAACCUUCAUCACUGUGUCUUCUUCUUCUUCCUCAUCUUCACAUUCACCACUGCUCCUGUCUCAGCUCUUGAGAUCUGUCCUACACGGGUGAAGCUUCAUCAGCCAGUGAUGCUCUCAUGUAAACACCAUUGUUCUGGUUUAUUGCAAUGGUCUUUACAUAGUAAUCGAGAUGUUGUCCAGGCUCAGUGUGAUCAGACAUCAUGCAAGUCAGAGGAGGGAUUCAGUAUCUCUCAUGAUCAGUACCUGAAGGGAGAUUCCUCUCUCACCAUCACUGCAGCUGAUUACAGUAAGAGGAACGUGUACGCAUGUGAAUGUGACGACUCAGAUUUCGCUUAUGUGCGCCUCGUCAUAGAAACUGUGUUCACGCCAGUUCAGAUGGAGACUGAUGAAGAUCUGAAGCUGAAGGUGUCUGUACCAGAGCCAGUGGAGGUGAUUUAUAAAAGCGAUGAUGCAGCUGAGGAAGUGAUCUGCAGUGUGACUAACGGCUCACUACAGUGUAAAGAUGAUUACAGACACAGAACAUCACUCACUUACCCUGAGCUCACACUGAAACACAUGACGCCGAGGGAUAGUGGAAGUUACACCAUCCGGGACACCAAGAAUAAUGAAGACAUUCAGAUAUACGCCGUGGCUGUGGAAGCUGUGUUCACACCAGUUCAGAUAAAGUCUGAUGAAGAUCUGAAGCUGAAGGUGUCUGUACCAGAGCCAGUGGAGGUGAUUUAUAAAAGCAGUGAUGCAGCUGAUGAAGUGAUCUGCAAUGUGACUAAAGACUCACUACAGUGUAAAGAUGAAUACAGACACAGAACAUCACUCACUUACCCUGAGCUCACACUGAAACACAUGAAGGCAAGGGAUAGUGGAAGAUACACCAUCCUGGACAUGACGAAUAAUGAAGAUCUUCAGAUAUACGCUGUCUCUGUGGAAGAUAAGUCUGGUUUUCCUGUAUGGGGUAGUGUACUGAUAGUGCUGAGUCUGCUCUGCUGCUGUGUUGGUGUGGGAAUAUACCUACUGCAGAAAAACAAGUUGUACACUCGACUGCUACAAGUGGAGCAGCUUGUACAGCAGGCUGAAAGAGGAACAGAGGAGAACAUCAAGGAAGUGGAGAUGGCACUCGACCAGCUGAAGCAGCAGUACAGUAACACUAAAUAUUCAGACAAGGUCAAUGUGUUCUGCAAUGAACAAAGGAAACAGCUACAGCAGCAUCAAGAACAUCUAAAGAGAGGAGUGUUGGAGAGGCGACUGCAUCAAGUGGACCAGCUUGUACAGCAGGCUAAAGAAGUGACAGAGGAGAAAGUCAGAGAAGCAAAAAAGUCGCUCGAUCAGCUGAAGAAGCAGUAUGAGGAGAGUGAAUAUUCAGACAAGGUCUCAGUGUUCUGCAUGGCAAAGCGGAAACAGCUGUUAAACAGCCAAAUGCUACCUGUGGAACAGCUUGUACAGCAGGCUGAAGAAGGGAAAGAGGAGAACAUCAGAGAAGCAGAGGAGGGGAUCACACAACUGGGGCAGCAGAACACUGAAUAUUCAGAUGAAGUCACAUCUUUUUGCAGUGCAAAAUGGAGACAGCUGAACUGGUACAGACUACAGCACAGUAAUGAUGAACGUCUAAUGACUGAGAGAAGAGAGUUGAACAGUCAUCUGCUUCAUGUGGACCAGAUUGUACAACAGGCUGAAGAAGGAUCAAAUGGGAAGAUCAGAGAAGCUGAGAAGAAGCUUGAACAGUUGGAGCAGCAGUACAGGUACAAGGAUUAUUCUGAACAGAUCAAAUUCCUCUGCAGGGUAAAGAGGGAACAGCUGAAGAGAUACAGUCUACAACCCAGCAUUGAACAACAUUUAAUAACUGGGGACAGGGAGUUGAAUAGUCAACUGAAACAUGUGGAAUGGCUUGUACAGCAGGCUAAAGAAGGGAAAGUGGAAAACAUUAGAGAAGUGAAGAUGGCGAUUGAUCACCUGGAGCAGCAGCAGUACCUGAAUACUGAAAAUGUAGUACCAGUCACACCGAUCUGCAUGUUAAAGAGGGCAGAGCUCUUCUGGUACAGACUACAGCAUAGUGAUGACAAAUGUCUGAAGGCUGAAAAAAUAGAGAUAAAGAUGAAGGUGGAGAAGGUGAUGGAUAGUGUACAUAAACUCAGAAAUGGAGCAGAACAAAAGCAGGAGAUACUGAGCUCCAGACUGGUGGAUGAGAUGGAGGAAUAUCUGAAGGAGAUUGAAAAGUGGUGUGGACAGAUAAGGAGAGAGAUACCUAACCUCAUACAGCAGCACAGAUGUGGAGCUGUGUGAGACACACACACCCACAGACACAGACACACACACACACACACACACACACACACACACACACACACACACACACACACACACACACACACACACCUGUUGUUCCUCUGCGCCUCAACCACCAGGUGGUUGAGAUAAACACAGAAAGCCACAAAUUUCACUCCCAUUUUAAUUACUACAGCAAGCUCACAGACUUCCGGUUAUAGUCAAAGCAACACAAACUCUUAUUAAUAUUAAUAUUUACACUCAGCUGGUUAGACAUGUAUAAAUAUUCCAGUGGGAUGGUGUGGUGCUUUGGAGUGGGGUUUUAAAUUAACUUAGAGCCAUCAAACAAAACACAUGCAAUUAAACAAGCAAUUGUCAAUAGUCUUAUCUUCCACUCCAUGACACUACAGGAGUUUGUAGGAUGGAUGGUCUGGACGUUGUCAUGACAGUCUGAGGUGUGUACAAGUUCUGAGAUUGUGUGUAUUGUUGUUAUAAAAUGGUGAACUGUUUCAUGAAUUGUGUUAGCAAUCUUUAAUACAUAAAAUUUUAGAUGAAAAAAUUUUAAAUGAAAACAAGAAUAACAUUUAAGAGUGUUUUUGAAGAAUGUUUUUGUAAAAACAAAUUUAAAACACAAUAGUUUCAGGAGCAGAGUCACAGACAGAGCAGCAGGUAAUUUAUUCAAGGU
Messenger RNA from Tachysurus fulvidraco (yellow catfish), 3067 nucleotides. Its product is annotated as involucrin-like. Bases 115 to 2400 code for a protein of 761 amino acids. NCBI's taxonomy places the organism in Eukaryota, Metazoa, Chordata, Actinopteri, Siluriformes, Bagridae. The transcript is spliced from 13 exons. The record is from RefSeq and is a predicted model, not a curated record.